This is a messenger RNA of Rhodamnia argentea, 568 nucleotides long. RefSeq lists its product as uncharacterized. The coding region runs from base 169 to 351 and encodes 60 amino acids. The record is from RefSeq and is a predicted model, not a curated record. NCBI's taxonomy places the organism in Eukaryota, Viridiplantae, Streptophyta, Magnoliopsida, Myrtales, Myrtaceae. The transcript has 3 exons.
CAAGACUGGUUGAUUUCUUUCUCCGUCACCGUUCACCGAUCCACUAGUCUGCAGUUUGAAGCCUCGGUUCUUAGCUCGGUGCAACGCUAGAGUCUUCAACUCUUGCUCCCUUUCGGUUCCUUGCCAGGUGCUGUUUUAAGCCCUUCGAUUGAUAUCCUGCAGCAAGAUAUGGGAGGCAGAGGAGUAAUUGGGGAUAAAUGGUCCUCGAGGAUACUUUUGUUAUGCGCAUUCGGAAGUGCAAUAAGUUUUUAUAUGGUUGCUGCGGAGAGACAAAUGCAGAACAGAGAUCGGAUGUUGGCUGAAAGUCUAAACUCCACAGAAUCUGGCUCGGGUAGUGGAGAGGAAGUUUAAGUAAAUGUGUUUUUGAUCUCCCUCACCACCCAAAUAAAAGGAAACAUUUUCUCUAUGUUGUUUCCUGUAACAUUUGCAAGCUUUUCGCUACUUUCAUCUGAUCGAGGCAAUGUUCCUUUUUCUCUUUUCUUUUCGCCCCUUUUGGGGCACUUGGUAGGUUGUGAUUCUGACCAUGAAUGAACUGACUGAUUUGCAAGAUAUAGUGUUAUCAAUUAAG